AUGUCUGCCAUGGCACUUCCUCCCGUGGCAUGGGCCAAUGUGGCCGCUGCACCUAGCACCUCGGCCACUUCCGCGCCGUCACGACCGGCGAGGACCAUGAGUCGCUGCCAGGGACGCACAGCAUUGCUCACGGCGGCUGCGCUGCAGGUUGCCCACAGCAGAUGCUGCGCUUGCCGAUCAAGACAAAGGGCUUGUCUUCGGGCGCCCCAGGUGGUCCAGAUGCGCAGCGGCGAUGCAGCGACACCAGCGGCGAGCUGGUGCCGGGGCUGCUCUGCUUUGGAGGAUGCCGAUGCUGCAGUGGCAGAGGUACUGGCCGAAUGGCGCAGCGCCUUUGGGAAGGACAGCGUGUCCCAGACGAACCAUGACACGGUCCCUGCAGCAAGCGAACCGCCUGUGCCGUUCGAUAUGGUCGACAAAGUCUGGCACGACUGGCGGGCUGGCAAUUUCGGCGCAAAGUCGCUGGCGCAGGCAGUCGAGUCUUUUGGAGAUGCGCGGCUGCGGGAGGCCUUUGAGCUCUUCCCCGACAAAG
Molecule: messenger RNA, 529 nt
Organism: Symbiodinium sp. CCMP2456
Lineage: Eukaryota; Dinophyceae; Suessiales; Symbiodiniaceae
Source: the annotation of a GenBank genome assembly